This is a messenger RNA of Malaya genurostris, 2768 nucleotides long. Its product is annotated as arylsulfatase B-like. The coding region runs from base 724 to 2760 and encodes 678 amino acids. The transcript is spliced from 5 exons. The record is from RefSeq and is a predicted model, not a curated record. Lineage: Eukaryota; Metazoa; Arthropoda; Insecta; Diptera; Culicidae.
UCCUUGUCCCAUUCGAGUUCUGCACGACAUCGCGACUAGUCGUGCCACCUCGGGAUCUCGGUGGUAGUGUUAAAAUCAAUCGAAUUGUUCAGGACGGGGCUUCGUUAUAAAAUAAAUUAAUUUAAAUUGUGUGUGCCGUACAGAGCUGCUGAUAUUCGUGUUGUAUUGGUUUCGAGCUUCCGUAUGCAAUAAGCAAUAAACGAUCUUUUCACAGGGCAAAAACAGAAAUACACGUAAACAGAUUGCUCAAACAGAAAUGUGAUAAUAUUGUCGGCAGUCCUAAUGGUGAUAUGUGAUAACAGUUGGAUGGUCAAUGUAAUUUGAGGGAAUGCUUGAGAGACCAUCAUUUAUCGAGAUCUAAUUGAGAUGUGUCGUUCACUGUCGAAUCGUUAGUCAAGAUUUAGCGUUCUUCAAUCGGUGCCCUGAUUCUGUUCUUGUAGUCUCGGUCUGUUGUGCAGUUGAUUGGUUGUGGCCGCGCAGGAAUUAUCUUAAUUCUUUAAGCUGCGUGAGUCGGGCACUAUCGGUGGCACGCGAACAACACGCGACACUGUGAGUAGUUCAACUCAGGACCGUCAUGGUGACGAUCGAGUGAAUGUACGUUAAAGCAACCGGUAGUAAUAAAUAGUGCCUGUUCACUCGGCAGCGUGAUAGUCGACGUUUAUUUUUUUAUCCAACAGAGUGUAACUACUUCUGUUCAAAACUGAAACCACUACUGUUAAUACAAUGAGAUCAGUGCGCGUAACGAUCACGGUUUGUGUCAUCCUGGCGGUCAUCCCACUGGUAUUAAAUGCUAGUAUUUCUGCUAACGGAGGUAUUCGGCGACCACAUAUUGUCAUUAUUCUGGCCGAUGACAUGGGAUGGAAUGAUGUUGGAUUCCAUGGUUCGAACCAAAUUCCAACGCCAAACAUUGAUGCCUUGGCUUAUAGUGGAAUUAUAUUGAAUCGGCACUAUUCUGGACCCAUGUGUACUCCUUCCAGAUCAGCUUUGAUGACUGGACGAAAUCCGAUCAACAUAGGAAUGCAGCAUUACGUUAUAGUUUCCGAUGAGCCAUGGGGCUUAGGACUGGACCAGAAAACCAUGGCGGAGUAUUUCAAAGAGGCUGGCUACAAAACGCAUUUGGUUGGGAAGUGGCACUUAGGAUUCUUUGCAGAGCAAUAUACACCACUAAUGCGAGGGUUUGAUAGCCAUGUAGGAUUUCUGGGACCCUACAUCGAUUAUUGGAAUUAUACGUUGAAGAUGCUAGAAUCUACCCAGCAAUUCGAGGGAUACGAUAUGCGUCGUAACGCAACGGUGGAUCAUUCUUUCAAAGGAACUUACGCAACGGACCACUUUACCAACUCCGCUAGUUCAAUCAUCAAGCAGCACAACCCCGAAAAACCACUCUUUCUUAUGGUGAACCACUUGGCACCACAUGCCGGAAAUGAAGACGAUCCGUUGCAGGCUCCCGAAGAAACACUAAAAAGAAUGGAACAUAUUUCGGAUAUGAAUAGACGCACAUACGCCGCAAUGGUAUCUAAACUAGACGACAGCGUCGGUGAAAUAUUCAAAACUUUGCAAUCAAAAAAUAUGCUGGAGAAUUCCAUAAUUCUCGUAAUGUCCGAUAAUGGUGCACCUACGGUUGGGCAGCACGCAAACACCGGGUCGAAUUAUCCGCUUAAGGGACAAAAGAACACACCUUGGGAGGGUUCAACACGGACCUUUGCCGCCCUCUGGAGUCCUUUACUUCGUGAGCAGCAACGUGUUUCGAACCAAUUUGUUCAUAUCUCUGAUUGGUUACCAACACUUGCUUCCGCAGCAGGAAUAGAUGUUCCUCAAGCAGGAUUAUACACGGAAAUUGAUGGUAUCGAUCAGUGGGAGGCGUUAUCGUACGAUACCGGAAAUCCCCGAAGAGUGGUCCUUAACAUGAUCGAUGAAAUUUUCGGCUAUAGCAGUUAUAUGGAGAAAGGAUUCAAGUACGUGAAUGGAUCUACCAGUAAAGGAAAGCGUGACGAUUGGUACGGAAACCUGAACACCAAUGACACACUACCAAGUGAUGAUGAAUAUUUUGAAAAAAUCCAACAAACUGAAAUAGCCAAAUGGUCAGGUCAAUCAUUAUCCAAAGACGUAAUGAAUAAUCUUCGAAAGCAUGCUAGAAUAAAUUGUGGCAAUCCAGCGCAAGUGAUCAAUAAAUGUCGCCCACUAAUUCGACCAUGUCUGUUCGACAUCAUUAAUGACCCGUGUGAAUUGAAUGAUAUUUCCCGCAGACACUACCAGAAAAUGUCGGAGAUGCACGACAAGGUGAAUACUUACCGCCAAAUGGCAGUUAAACCAAGAAACAAACCUCACGACCCGGCUUCUAAUCCAGCUUACCAUAAUGGAAUAUGGACUUGGUGGCAGAAGGUUAGUUUUUCUGAAGAACUGCAGCCACCACAUUCAACUGAUGACGAAGGUUAUCGAGAUCUGGAUAUCCCACCACCACAUUCUAGUUUACCUGAAGACAUCCGGCUACCAGUAAUAAUCUCAAUUGUCGUUAUAGGCAUACUGUUUGUAAUAAGUGCCCUUAUUUAUCUUUCUAACAAAAAUCUUUUACGGUUCUGCAAGAACGAUAACCAGACGGAAAAGCAUUCGGUUUCAUCAACUACAGCGAACCGACCUAAAAGUGUCUUCACUUCUGAUAGUAGCAGCGACGAAAAGCUAUCCGAUGGCUACGGAAACUCAUCUUCGACUAAUAUAACUGCAAAAUCUUAUCAUAUCAAAGAGACUCAAAUAGAAAAGUAUUGAUCAAAUGG